AUGACUCCGCAUAAAGAUGAGGUGAAGACUGAGUCGUUACCAGCAGAUUUAAUGAAACAAAAAGCUGGACCACAUUGUAUAAGUAGCAGCCAUAAUAAUCUACCAGUUAGUAGGGUGACGGUUCAUCCUCUCGUCCUACUCAGUGUCGUCGAUCAUUUUAAUCGUGUCAGCAAAACACAAAGUGUUAAACGAGUUGUGGGCGUCCUACUAGGUUCUAUGAAGAAAGACAGGAGUUUGGAUAUUGGAAAUAGUUUUGCAGUACCUUUCGAUGAAGACGAAAAGGACAAAAGCACAUGGUUCCUCGACAUGGACUACCUCGAGAGUAUGUAUAGCAUGUUCCACAAGGUUGCAGCUAAAGAGAAGAUUGUCGGUUGGUAUCACACCGGACCAAAGUUGCAUAAGAAUGACAUCGCAAUCAAUGAGCAAAUGAAGCGUUUCACUCCGCACCCAGUUCUUGUAAUCAUUGAAGCAGAACCGAAAGAUAUCGGUCUCCCGACGGAGGCCUACAUAGAAGUGCAAGAAGUCCAUGAUGAUGGUACUCCUCCAAUUAAAACCUUUGAACACGUAGCAAGUGAAAUAGGAGCUGAAGAAGCUGAAGAAGUGGGAGUGGAACACUUACUGAGGGACAUUAAAGAUCAGACUGCUGGCACUCUGUCUCAACGGAUCACGGAUCAGUUGAUGGGACUCCGGGGUCUUCACUCACAACUGGUAGAUAUAGAAAAGUAUCUGCAAGAUGUUGCAGCCCAUCGUCUUCCUAUCAAUCAUCCCGUCAUUUAUCACAUUCAGGAGGUAUUGAAUCUCCUGCCGGAUGUCACUCACCCUGACUAUGUAACUGCUCAAAACGUGCAGACAAACGACCAGUUGAUGUGUGUUUACAUGGGAUCGUUAGUGCGUUCUGUGAUUGCACUGCAUAAUCUUAUUGAUAAUAAGGUAAGUACUCUUCAAAAGGCGGAGAACGAACAAGAAGAUGGUAGCGACAAGAAAAAAGAUGAGAAAAAGAAGGAUGAGAAAAAAGAAAGCAAGGAUUCCAAGAAAGACGAGAAGAAAAAGGAAGAGAAGAAGGAUAAAUCAGUUUCGAAAGCGAAGAAACCAUGA
This is a messenger RNA of Haemonchus placei, 1095 nucleotides long. The record is from the annotation of a GenBank genome assembly. NCBI's taxonomy places the organism in Eukaryota, Metazoa, Nematoda, Chromadorea, Rhabditida, Trichostrongylidae.